AUGGUCACUCUCCAAGAAAAAAAUAAGGUAUUGAUUCAGAAAUAUUUUGAAGAAUACUGGGGCAAGGGCAAUGAGGAGGUCGUCGAUGAGCUUUGCGCCGAUAAUUUCGUCAUCGAUUACCCUAUGCAUGGUCUUCAUCGGGGUAAAGAAGCGGCAAAGAAGAUGAUGGUUGACUUCAAAGAGGCAUUUCCGAAUAUCUCCUUUCACGCUUACAAGUUCCCUCUGAUUGCCGAAGGGGACUAUGUGGUUGGCCGCUGGAUUGGUGGUGGUAGACAUACCGGCGUGGCAUUUGACGAUCUGGCCGUGGGCAAGCUUGACAGGCCCAAUACCGAGAAAGAAAUCUAUUUCUCUGGUAUAACUAUUUUUACAUUGAAUAAUGGCAAAAUAGUGCACGAAAUUGGCGAGGAGCAAGCUCUGACAGCUCUGCAGCAGCUGGGAUUGGUGUCUCCUCCUAAUCCGGGCAAGGAAAUUAAGUAUGACGCGGAGGAUGAUCACAUUUGA
Messenger RNA from Penicillium daleae, 501 nucleotides. Its product is annotated as ester cyclase. The transcript is spliced from 2 exons. Bases 1 to 501 code for a protein of 166 amino acids. Gene Ontology annotation, biological process: polyketide metabolic process. The record is from RefSeq and is a predicted model, not a curated record. NCBI's taxonomy places the organism in Eukaryota, Fungi, Ascomycota, Eurotiomycetes, Eurotiales, Aspergillaceae.